This is a messenger RNA of Labeo rohita (rohu), 3928 nucleotides long. RefSeq names its product palmdelphin a (gene palmda). The coding region runs from base 136 to 1560 and encodes 474 amino acids. Gene Ontology annotation, cellular component: cytoplasm; membrane. Gene Ontology annotation, biological process: regulation of cell shape. The record is from RefSeq and is a predicted model, not a curated record. The transcript has 8 exons. NCBI's taxonomy places the organism in Eukaryota, Metazoa, Chordata, Actinopteri, Cypriniformes, Cyprinidae.
CUCAAGGGAGGACUGUCAAUCAUGCCUACAGCACCUGCCCGCGCCUUAGCCAUUAAAUGAGCGCUGCUUGACGACUGCGUGUGAACUCAGAAAACCCUUCUGGAUAUCCGUUCGUCUUCAGCGGCCCGAGGCAGGAUGGAAGAAGCAGAACUCUUAAAGGAGCGCCUACAAGCUAUUACGAAUAAGAAAAAAAUCCAAGAGGAAAUUGCUCUCAAACGGCUUGAGAUCGACAGAGAGAAACUAAAGCUUCAACAUGUCAAGAAAAGGUCCAUGAGAGAUCUGUGGCUCAUGGAUGGGAUGAACAGCAGUAAUGCACAGGAAACACAAAAAGCUCUUGAAGAUGCGCAACAGACUAAACACCUCAAGAGCAACAUACAUCGGAUAGAGAAAGAGAUUGAAGCAUUGGAGAGAGAGGAAAUGAACAUCUCAACAAAUGAGGGACUGAUUCUAAAGAGGCUAAAAGCCAUUGAAAAGUCUCCAGAGGACAUCAUUAAGGCAGUGAAAGCAGAUUUCACAUCAGAGCCGAUCUAUAUUCAUUCAACGAUUCCUAAUAUGCUAAAGCCCAGCACCCCCCUAUUAAAACAGAGGAAGAAACAAGACCUGGAAACUGAAGCAAAAACCAACCAAGCCAAACCUGCUUUGUUCGCCAUGGAAAUUAAUGUUCAGAAGGACUUGCUCACUGGUGAAAGCCAAGUCCUUUCCACUUCCACCAUUUCUCCCCAAGAGCUCCAGCAGAAAGGCAUCAAAGUCUACGACGAUGGACGGAAGUCCAUCUAUGCUCUGCGUACAGACGGCCACCAGCCUGGGGCGAAUGGAGUGGAUGAACUCAGUCCCAUUGAAGUCGAGGAAUUGCUGAGACAGGCGUCUGAGAAAAAGAAGAUGUGUAGUCAGGUUCAAAUGAACCCUUCAUAUCACUACAACCUUUCCCAUAAACUACAAUCAGCCCCUGACAAAAGAAAGAGCCUAGAGUCCAACGGAUAUCAAGAUCCCUAUAGCGACGACUUAUCGGCAUGGCCUGAGCUUGUGUACGAUGAUGGUGUUUGCUAUCCAGAGGACGUGGGUCAUGGAGUUCCUCUUCUGCCAAUGCCUAAUUACAAUGACAGACCAGACGAAUAUUACCACAACAGCCGAGGGGAAAGACACAUGCAUGGACCAUAUUACAACCAAAGAGAGAACCACCGGGGAAUGCGCCAUUUGGAUAGUGACAUCAGAAACCACAGCCCGUGUCCAGCCUACUCUGAGAACUCCAAACUCAGCGUCUUGAACGCCAUGCCAUCGGACGAGCCCGUCACCAUGAUCUUCAUGGGCUACCAGAAUGCUGAAGAUGACAGUCAGAGUUAUGAGGGCUCAGUUCGGGCAGAGCUGGUGGUCAUUGGAGAUGGUGAAGAUGAAGCAAGCAAGAGCCUCAACCCCCAUCAGAACUCCAAUGCCAACAACGCCUUUCCCUACUCUGCUGGACGGAAAGGCAAAAGAGAUGGCACGGAGGAAUCAUCCACUACAGGUACCCCAAAGAUCAAAAAGGUCAAAAGGAGACAUAAGCCCUGCUGUGUGUUGAUGUAGUUUCACUAACACUCUAUCAGCUCUUCUAUGAUGCAGCUUCUUACCAGACUGGCUUCUCUUGCUCUGCAUGCUGGACACUGCUGUCUUACAUUGUGGUUUUCAGUUUUUCAGUGUCUUAACAAACUGCUUUCUAUCUUUCAUGUUGGUAUUUGCUUAUGUUGUCCGACAAUGUGUGUAGAAACACAUUGUUGUACUGUAUAUGCAUAACUUUAGAGCAGGGGUCUUCAAUUAGUGGUAUCGCAUUUAAUCUCAAAUCAAUUUUUGUGGAAAUGUUUAUUAAGUUAACUAAAAAUACUUCUAAAAUUCAUCUCGCUCACCAAGGCUGCAUACAUUUAAUAGAAACCCCAGUAAAAACUGUAAUAUUGUAAAAUAUUAUUGUGAUUGAAAUAACUAUGUUCUGUUUUUUCUGUAUUUUCUGAAUUCUCCACACCCAUUACUCCAGUCACAUGAUCAUUCAGAAAUCAUUGUAAUAUGCCAAUAUGGUGCUAAAGAAACAUUUCUUAUCAGUUUGAUAUGAAAGAUUUACGUUAUUUAAAAAAUCCACUUCGUUUUAUACAUAUUUUGGCCUGUGUGGGGCGCAUUUAUUUCGAUGACUUUAAAUGGUUGCACUCAGUGAGCUACUGGCGGUGUCUAUUGCUAUUUUUACCGUAUCACAACUAGUAAAAAAAAAAAAAUAUUGAUACAAUGCCACAUUGUGUGGCUUUUGGUUGUAAUUUUUCAGUCGAAAGGCAACAAGAGAAGUGAUGCAAGUCUUCACUGCUUUUCAAGUGAUAAUAUGAGGAGAAAAGAAUAGAAAGAUUCCUGUGAACUAAUAAAACUUCAUAAAGACCUGCGUCUUUGUUCUCUCCACUUUAUCCCUGAUGCUUUUGAGGCUUUUAGUAGACCACAGCUACUGAAAGAGCUUGAAAACGGCAGACACAAGAAACGCUAGAUGCCAUCCUGGCAGAAUGUAAACAUGCCGACAUUUGACGUGAUGCUGCAGCCACUGCAGGAGUUUCUUGAUAUCCAGGUGCAUUUAGAUUUAAGCCUACGCUUAUAUCCAUCUCCACCUGUUACCAUUUUCAGUAGCUAUGUAUUUUAUUUUCCAAGUUGUUCUGCGGUAAAAAUAGCAACAGGUAGCACCAGUAGUUCACAAAGUGCAACCAUUUCCAACCUGAUCUCAUGACAAAAAUGUACCUGUGGGAGCUUUUUCCCAAGAUGUACGUUUUGUGACAUUCAGUGUGAAUUGUCCACUGAGUGGCGCUAAAAGACUGUUCGCCUUUUUCCCCCGGAACAGAUGAACACGUUUGUCGUUGAGUGGCGCUAUAACUAAUGCUAUGUGACGUUUUAAAAUAACGUGCUGUCUGCACUACACCUAAACCUACACGAAAGUAUGAACAAAAGUGAAUGUGACAUAAAAACGCAAUUGCAGCCAUACAGUUUUAGCUUGUUUUUGAUCUCUCAUCUUUCAGCUCUUUCAUCGUGAGUCAUGUUUUUCGAACCCCCACACCUAACCCUAAACCUACCAAAACUAGGGGGUAGUAAUCUGGCGGGGGUCAACACCGAAAGUGAAACAUAUGGAGCUGUAAUCAUUAACUGUUUUACCACCUCUAGUGUUAAUUUCUUUUGAAAACUGCAGUGAUAUGUACUUAUUGGUCUUGCGAAAAAGUUCCCACAGGUACAUUUUCAUUGUGAGAUCAAAUAGGCCAUUUCCUGUCAUCGAAAUGAUGGCACCCCCCAUAGUCCGAAAUAUAUAUAAAACGGUGUGUUUGUAUAAAAUAGUGUAAAUCUUUCAUGGGUUUUCUGCUACUUACUUCAGUAAGAGACAUCAUUUACAUUAUAUUAAGCCAUACGAGUCUUAACACCCAAGGUUCUCUUUAAGAUGUAUAUUAUUGUACAGUUUAAUUUCACUUGAAGUAGGCAUAUGAUACGAACUGAUUUUUAAUGAAUGUGCAAUGUAUCGUAUGUAAAUACGUUAUGUAGAACCCCUGCAUGUUAUUAAAGGUCAGGCUUAGAAUGCAUCUAUUUGUACACAAAACGUGUUUGUAUCCACCAAGGCAUCCCUAAAAAAAAGUUGAAGACCCCUGAUUUAGAGCUUUACCUCCCUCUUGUGGUAAAAGGAUGGAAAUUCACAUCUCUUUCAAAAUAAUACAUGCUAAAUGCAACUACUCUCCUUUAUUUUCAUCUGCCAAACUUUCUAUGCUAUUCUAUGCUAUUUCUUUUGACAUUUUGCAUAUGUUAACUAUACUUUUGCCACUUUUAAUAAUUAGCAUGAUGGCAUGCAAUCUGCUGUGACAUGUACAGACUUGCUUGCUGUCAUGGAUUGUGCUUCUUUUGUCUUUUGUUCUCUUUCUUUUGCUUUGAUUUUGUUUAUGGGUGUUUUGUGAAA